AUGGCGUUCAUUCCUGUUCCCAACUCUUCUGACAUACCUCGUCCUAAUGUCACCAUAAUUGACAUCAGCGAGGAUGAGAGGAUCGCCGGCGUCCCAACCGACGAGACAGUCUUCAAAGCCCUCGAGGCUCUCCAUCGUGACGGCAUCGUCGCCCUCGGCAACGCCAUCAACAUUGAGCAUGAAGACGCGGUGAACCGCCAGAUGUGCGCGGACGCCGACUACCUCAAGUCCAAAGACGCUCUCUGGCACAUCCAAGGCCGCGAGACCGGCAAUGUAUCCCUGUCGCCCCCUCUCAACAAGAAUCUCUUCUUCAAAGACAUCUACGCCAACCCCUUCUGCCUGCACAUCCUGAAAUACGUCCUUGGCCCUGCGCCCGAAGUGCGCUUUAUCCGCUCUAAUGUCGCCCUGAAAGGCACCGCCCGCCAACAAGUCCAUUCGGACAUGGACUUUGCCUUUCCCGAGAUGCCAUUUUGCUACACCAUUAACACGAUCCUCUGCGACUCAACAGAAGAGAACGGCGCGACCGAGGUCUGGCUGGGAACGCAUAAGAACGCGAGUAUCAAUGAACAUGUUGCGCCGAACGAGCCGUAUAUAAAGAAGGAGCUGCUGGAAGCUCGCGCAAAGGUCGUGCCCCCAAUCCGCGCCCUCUUGCCGAAGGGUAGCAUUGUCAUUCGCGAUCCGCGCACCUGGCACUCUGGCAUUGCAAACACCACAGACGUACCGCGCGUCAUGCUCUCGGAAAUGCUCUUCGCGAAAUGGUACGGCAACAGGUUGGCACUCACCCUUCCCGAGGAGCUGCAACCCACUCUGGAAGAAUGGUCAAAGGAGGGCUUGAUCAGCUUCCCAGCGCAUUUCGUGAAGGGUGACGUGGAUCAUUUGGAGUUGUCAGGUCUCGAGGCCGUGACGGGAACGGCAGGCGAGGAUUACAGGAGUCCGAAUAACUUUCCGUUCGAGGGCAAAGUGCAGCCGUUCAUUCCACCAGCGGGAGCCGUACUGGGGACGGUGAAUUAG
Molecule: messenger RNA, 1011 nt
Organism: Penicillium canariense
Lineage: Eukaryota; Fungi; Ascomycota; Eurotiomycetes; Eurotiales; Aspergillaceae
Product: phytanoyl-CoA dioxygenase family protein
Exons: 1
Coding region: 1-1011 (336 amino acids)
Source: RefSeq, a predicted model, not a curated record